AUGGUGGCUCUCAAUCAGGUCCUGGCGGAUGGCGCGAAUGCCCUCAUUCGAGUUGCUGUCCGGCAGGCCAUUGAUAGUUCGACCAGCACUCCGUUCUCAGCUGCGCCAUCCACAGCUACCACAGACCCAUUCUCUCCAGGGCCGACGAGUUCCUCAGCCUUCUCGACGCCGCCGCCUACAACCACGGCGCCCUCCUCCGCGUCAUUUGCGCCUACAACCACGGCUCUGGGCCCUCCCAGCCCUACGCCAACCGGUGACCAAGGCGGCCAAGGCAACAACUCGCCGCUGCUAUUCUUUGUCGCUCUUGGAUUCGGUGUCGUUUUCACCAAUCUUUGGAUCAUUGUCGGUGUCAAGUACUGCUUUCGCUACAAUGCACGCAACCGCCAGCUGCGCGGCUUGGAUGAGAACGGCGAGCCCAUCAAUCUCGAUAAUAUGCCUCAAAGACCCCAUCGCCGGAGACGUGAGAAGAAGCUCAUGACCAUGGACGAAGUGAACGAGAAAUUCCCAAUGACAAAGUACAAGACCUGGGUUUCGAGCCGCGCCCGUGAGGGAUUGCCAACGGCUGGCGGCGUUUCUGUGCACCCCAGCCGUGCGAACAGCGUACGGAGUGUCCAGGGUAUUGUGCCGGAAAUGUUGCCCAAGGAGCGCGACUCUGUCGAUGAACGCCCGCAGACUGCCGCCGCUGGCGCCAAAUCGGAGGACAAGCCUGCGGGACAGACGAGUACUGCAACAGAUGGCAACAGCGACACCACGACCAAGACACCCGAAAAUGGCAACCCGACAACCAAUGACACUGCUUUGACUAGCACACAGACUAUCGCCAGCAUCGACCCCAAGGAUCACGACCGCCAUGGAAGUGACGAUGAGGACGAUGAUGAGCACAUCAAUGCCGCUUUGCCACCCGAGAUGCUCGAGGGACCAGGAGAUACUUGCGCCAUCUGCAUCGACACUCUCGAAGACGACGACGAUGUUCGUGGUCUGACCUGCGGGCAUGCUUUCCACGCUGUGUGCCUCGACCCCUGGCUGACAAAUAGACGAGCUUGCUGCCCGCUGUGCAAGGCCGACUACUACACGCCCAAGCCGCGUCCGCCCCCUAUCGAGGGUGAGACGACCACUACCGUUACUGGCGCUGCGGACCCGGCGCGUAACAAUGGCCGGAUGAACAUGCCAAGAAAUCCAACACGCAGCUUUAAUCCAUGGAGCAGACGCAAUGGCUCUCGCAACGCUGCUGCCGCCAGCGGCGCCGAGUCCGGACGCUCAAGAGGAGGCAGCCGUGUUGUCGCGCCAAUGAACGCUGGAUCAGACCCUGCUUAUGGCAACGGAUACUUCCAGCGUUUCGAGCGACAACCGUCUCGUCGCCAGCAAGCGUCCGCAACACAAGGCGAUGGGGCGAACCAAGACGGACUUAUGUCCCGCCUAGGCCGUGGUGUUUCGCGCUUCAACAUGCCACGAUUUGGCAGAAGCCGCAACGAGCCAACUCCGGCAGCCCCUGAAGUUACAGCUUCGGGUGCCAAUGGGCAGGCAGAGACAACGCCGUCGCAACUGGAAGCUGGAGUCAGGCCCACGCCGGCGGCUGCCGGGAAUUAG
Messenger RNA from Microdochium trichocladiopsis, 1587 nucleotides. RefSeq lists its product as uncharacterized. The record is from RefSeq and is a predicted model, not a curated record. Gene Ontology annotation, molecular function: ubiquitin protein ligase activity. Lineage: Eukaryota; Fungi; Ascomycota; Sordariomycetes; Xylariales; Microdochiaceae. The transcript is spliced from 2 exons. Gene Ontology annotation, biological process: ubiquitin-dependent protein catabolic process. Bases 1 to 1587 code for a protein of 528 amino acids. Gene Ontology annotation, cellular component: cytoplasm.